Molecule: messenger RNA, 759 nt
Organism: Didymodactylos carnosus
Lineage: Eukaryota; Metazoa; Rotifera; Eurotatoria; Philodinida; Philodinidae
Source: the annotation of a GenBank genome assembly
AUGCUUAGAUUGUUCUUUUUUACAGCUAUUAUUCCCUUUAUAGUAAAACCUGGUUAUCGGAGCAGCUAUGUGGUUGAAUUAUUUCGUAGUAAAUUUGAUGAUCAUUUGACGCAGCUUAAAGCUAAAUCAAGAAGUGUUACUGUACGAUCUCAACUUCAAUUACCAUUCACUCAAGUACCUUCUUCAUCUUCUAAUCAAUUAGCGGUAUCUUCUAUUCAAUUACUCUCAUCGUCGACAACGAGCCCAACCAUACCACCUUCAACAACCAUUACUGAACAUGAACAUCGUAAUCAGAUCAUUAAAACGAUAGAUACGUGGUGUGAGAGAGAAAAAGAAUCGAUAGGUUUGGAUGAAUUGUCUUUAUCAAUUGUUGAUGAUUAUAAACUCUACAUAAAUGACGAUACUGAGAAUUUGGAAGCAUCAAUCCGUUGUAAUUAUGGUGUUAAACUAAACUUAUUUAAACUUAAGACCCGAAAAUUUUUUCAGUUAUCUAAUUUUUAUGCUCAUCUGAAAAGUAAAAAAUGUUCAAUGAUGAAACAAAAGAAAAACGACGAUAAGAAGAAGAAAAGCCAAGACGAUAGUGCAAGUAAAGAAGAGAAAGUAGAAGAAGAAGAAGAGGUCAGUGGCGGGGAUAUUGCUUCUGUUGCUGAUACCACAAGCUCAAAGGAACCUGAAACAGUAGUUAAAAAUCAGAAAAAAUGUCCAUUAUCCCAAGUAGUCUCAUCUUCAGUUCGAGUCAAACGAAUUCGUAGAAGAUAA